Molecule: messenger RNA, 3494 nt
Organism: Oreochromis niloticus (Nile tilapia)
Lineage: Eukaryota; Metazoa; Chordata; Actinopteri; Cichliformes; Cichlidae
Exons: 2
Coding region: 20-1186 (388 amino acids)
Source: RefSeq, a predicted model, not a curated record
UUUCCUGCCAGAAGCAGUGAUGGAGACACAAACGGAUCCAAGAUCUGAAAGAAAGCACAUUCCCAACACAGACUUUAGAUGGAAAGUGAAUAUUCCUGAGCUGGGUGACCUGCCACCCAUCACUAAAGCUAAGGACAUCGCUAUUAAACAAUACGACUCAAAAUGUAAAUGUUUGAAAGGAAGAAUAUGUUUAUUAGAAAUCUUCGUAAUAGAGAGCUUGGCUAGAAAAGCAGUGGAACCUGGAAAAACUAUAAAGGAACAAGUCAAGGAAACCACAGAAAAACCAGAGAACUCAAAAACAACUAAUAUAUACGACGAAACAACAAGAAUAAACCACACUGAACAUGAAGGAAAUCAGAAACCGGAGGAGACAGUCGUACCCUCACCUCCCCCGCUCAAAAUGAUAACAACAGAACGCAUAACAGACACAACUACAGCAAACACAAAGAUUAAAGACACAACAAUAAGUACGGAAGUCAUCACUCAAAGCAGCGCACACGAAGAUGAUGGACAGCCGAGCGCAGAGAAGAGACCGACGACCGGAAUGAGUCCAGAGCCCGAGGCACACACUGAGCCAGGACUUUUGAAGAAUGAAACAGAAACUACGCAAGCAACGACUGUGAAGCCAUUCUCGGGCCUCAGGAUGAGAGAAGACGUCCUAGAAAAUCUAACCAAGUUUCUGAAAGGCGCAGAGAGUGAAGAAGAAGCUUUAAAAAGCAGGACAGAAACUGAAAGAAAGGAAGAUCAAAAUGAUCCACGAGUGGGAUCAUUUACAUUUUCAACACACUUGGAUUUAAUUCACACAGAGCCCCCAGACAAGCAUGCAAAAGUUUCAGGAGACACUGUGCCGCUUUGUGGAGGUUUAAUACAUCGCACGAAAGCUGGCUGGAAACACUGCAAAGAGAGACUCGGAGGAACAAAGAUGUUUGCUACAAGGCAUCCUAUGGUUCCAGGUGAGCUGCAGACAGACCCUAUCAGAGAUGAUGACAACAGCCGACGUAAUGAUGAAGAAAACGAUCACUUCUAUUAUUUUGACGGAGUCCUCAAAAGAGUUCAAAACAAUUAUUACCCCCACUACAAGAGAGAGACGCACAGUGGCGUUCCCACAGAGAGACAAAAAAGAGACACUCGUGAAAAUCUUCUCAGUUAUAUUCUGCGACUUACGUUAAGGAAUAGGGGUCAGUGACUUCAAAAGAUUAGGUGCUGAAGAUGAUUUCUAGAGACAUGAUCAGUAGUGUCUGAAAAUAAGUGAAAUCCACAAGGUGACCAAAGGACCUGAACCCUGGAGAAUGAAAGAAAAAGUGUCCACUAACAAGAGCUUUAUCCACAGGACAGCAAGUGGAAAGCAAAGUCCUGUUUGAAGGGUCCAGUAAGCUGGAUCAUGCAAAACAUCUAACUUCUCUUUAUAUCCAGUUAAUUACUGACAGUCUGAGGACCUAACAGGACAGAAAGUGAAAUUCACAGUGAAGAUACUGUGAACCUGAAUUGUACUGUUAAAAAAACGUAUUUUCUACCUCUGAAUAUAACUUAUAAGAACGUAUAGAGAGAUUUGUCUAAAUGUGUUCACAUUUUGACUUGAUGCACUUAAUUGUGCAGAAGCCAACAGGGGCUGAAGUUUGCACUUUGUAUUAUAAUAGACUUCACAGAGUAAUUAUAAUUAAUAUAAUAUAAUUAUUCAGCCUUUCUGUUUAGCAGAACAAAACAAAGCAUUUAUUUUCCACCACAGCCUUUGUACAUGACUUGUGGUAUUUACUUUGAUACUUUACCUGUAGUGAUUGUAUAUACUGGGUAAGGGAAAACAAACACAAAAUACAACAGUUACUGUGUAUAAAUUGUCUAGACUGGAUAUUUCUACUAUUUGUCACCUGAAUUUGGAGAUGUUUCUGUGAAUUGCGACUUUGUGAAACAUGUACAGUUAGGUCCAUAAGUUUUUAGACAAUGUCACUUCAUUUUUAUUUAUUUAUUUGUAGUUUUGCCUCUGUACACCACCACAGUGGAUUUCUAUUGAAACACUCAAAAUGUGUUUGAAGUGGGCUUAGUUUGUUUACUUAUUUAUUUUUAAUUCUUGGAAGAAAACGCUUUUGGAGUCAACGACGACCCGAAGUCUAGAAUCCAUGGGCAUAACAAAUUGCUCUUUCCUCCCUUAAGAUGCUCUGCCAGGCCUUUACUGCAGCCAGGCCUUUGAUUUGGCCACUCCCAAAGUUUUUGCUAUCUUUGUGACACAUUUAAUUUAGUUUUUCAGCCUUUUGGGGAUCUCCUUUGCUGUCAUCAACAUUUCUUUGGGCCUCAUAUUGAGAGUUUUAAUGAAAGCAAAUUCAAGUUCAACUGGAAUCAGUGCCACGUCUUUUAUUUGCUUGCUCUGUCACAGACUAACAAGAGAAAAGGCCUCAUCUGUCAAAAUCUACAUGAAAAACUGCACUUUAGUCACAUCUUAAUUCUUUGAUAGUUUAAUUUUAAUGGUGGUGUACAGAGACAAAAAUUGUGUAACUGCCUGAAAACUUCUGGAUCUAACUGUUUGCACACAGUGAAACAGGUUUUCCAGUUCCUGUUUACAAAAUGCAAAAAACAAGUUAAUUUAAAGCCACUUAAUGUCUUUUAAGUACUGUAUUUCCAUUUCACUCCCACCUGGUUCUAGCACAUGGCAAAAUGAAACACCUUAAUGGUAGGGCGUCUUUAAUGGUUUUGUGUAUCUCCUAGUCAAACUGUCUAUAAAAAAUAAAUAUUAUAUUGUCUCAUUGCUCCAUGACUAUAAACAUUUCUAUUUUGUAUUAAUGAGUUAAUGAUAAUGCAUAGAUUUAGGGUGAUCAUAUUUAGUCAAUGUAGUAUUUAAAGAGGGCUAUCUCCAGGGUUAUUGUCAUGUCUAGUGCUUUAUUUUUAAAAUAAAAGUGUUUAGGAGUUACAUGCAUCACACUAUUGAUAAAAUCCACAUAACUACAUUGUUAGAAUUAAAAUCUAGUACAUAGUUUGAAAUCAACACUUUUGACACACUGCUGUGUCUUGCUGCUAGGUCAUCCUAAAUUACAGACGUAUAGACUCCAGAGGGCUAAAAGCCCACUUCCUUCUGAUUGGCUGUCCUCUGGAAGCAUGAUGAGGGGGGACGCACAUGAUGCUUGUAAGCUGAAAUACUGGUACCUGUUUGCCAAAGUGCUCUAGGUGACCGUAGUCUGAAGCCAGGAUUUGUAUGUAAAUGAUGUAUUAUGACUUGAAAAAUGUAACAUAAAAAUCUCAAGUUGUGACAUUAUGAGCCUGAUUCACCAACAUGUUGUACCAGCGUAAGGUGAAUUUUGGGUUAAAUAAAAAGCAUUGAGGGUAUUUACAAAGAGAGUCCAGUAAGAGGUGGGAACUUUUUGCCACCGACCCUGGUGCAUACGUAUUUCCUUUGUCAAGGCACAAAGUAUGGCACAGUAUCGGGAAGAUAAUGUUUAAAUCAAGCGCAAAAACAGAUUUACUGUUUGUUACACACAGUUUGCUGCCAACUGCACCAAUCUCUAAUG